Messenger RNA from Symbiodinium natans, 798 nucleotides. NCBI's taxonomy places the organism in Eukaryota, Dinophyceae, Suessiales, Symbiodiniaceae. The record is from the annotation of a GenBank genome assembly.
AUGGCCGCCGCUUUCGGCAAGCCAGGUGCUGGGUAUCAGCAGCCUAUUUCUGACCCGCUGGAUGGUCAGAGUGAGGAGCAGAAGUUGCAAGCAGCUCUCCGGCAGGUGACUCUCGACGGCAGCGCUGACUGUCAGGAGUUCAAGCCAAAUCCACGGCUGGCUCACCUUUGCACCGAGUGCUUCCGCUCACUGAACCACCACGCCGCCUCUGCCAUAAAAAGUGCCAAGCACGUCGCCGCAGCAGUGGAGACAAGUGCCGCAGGCAAGAAAGCUGCAUCCCGUGUGCUGGACGUGAGCGAGGGAGGUGCGAUCUUUUUGGGGGGCGUCGGUGCUGUGAUGAACCCAUCAUUUCUGGAGACGGAGAGCAUUCAAGGCGUUGUCACAUGUGCACGUGAUCUGCAAGUCCUUUGGCCGAAGUUCAGCAAGGCCGUGGCGGACGCCGAAGCAAACGGAAUUGUGUUUCACAUCGUUCCCUUGCUUGACGAGCCGCAACAGAAGCUGGACCUAGAAGACCUGCGCCAAGCCACCAAGUUCAUACACGAGAAAGUUGCAGCUGGUGGAAACGUGCUGGUCCACUGCGCCCAAGGCCGAAGUCGUUCGACCACUGUGCUACUGGCUUAUCUUGCAGCUGCGCGGAAGAUGACCGUCGAAUCAGCCCUCGCCUUGGUCCAGGAGAAGCGGCAGAUGGCCCAGCCCAACCUAGGCGGCAAAAUGCAAGAAGAAAGGGGUUCUGGUGGAGUGCUGGAGAGUCUUCCGGGGAGAAUUUGUUCUGUUUUAUGUAUGCCUUUAGCUUGUUGA